AUGUUCAAGUUUUCUGUUGAGCAACCGGAUGAACCUCUACGGAGAUGGGUGUCGCCAUUUGAAAACAAGGAUGUGACAUCAGCCCAGGAGGCCCUUCGUGCAGGUCUCACUCAAUGGGCCUCUCUUUCGACCACCAGCCCCGCCACCCAGACUGCGCCCCCCGGGAUUGGCAUCGGCCACGCUGCCUCCCGAGCCGCACGGUGGCACGCCUAUGCGGGCGUGGUCCUCAGGCACGGCGCAGGCCCCACCGGGCAGCAGGCCGGCCCAGCUGCCAGGGUGGACAUCCAUGCCUACCUGGAGCACGAGGCGACCGACCCCAGCCAGGCCGCGCACGACGCCCUCGCCGGUCUGGACUGGGCAGAGUUUGGGCUACGGCAUGAUGCCUCAGGGCCGGCGAUGCUGAUGCGCGCGGCAACGACGAGCGCCCUGCUGGAGCUCAAGGCGGCGGAUCCAGCCCGGCUGCGCUCGCGGCGUGAGCAGUCGCUGGCGCGGGCGCUGCCCUGCCUGGCCGGCGCCCUCGUGGACCUCGCGCGUCAGGGCGAGGGCGGCGGCGGCCUGCUGGCCCACGCCUGCGCCCUGUUCGGGGGCUGUCGGGAGGCUGAGCUGGAGGGCAGGCUGGUCGGGGCGCUGCAGGCCGCGGUGCGGCGAGGCCGGGCCAGCCGGCGCCUCGAGCUCGGCCUGGCCGCCGAGGAGUGA
Messenger RNA from Auxenochlorella protothecoides, 696 nucleotides. RefSeq lists its product as hypothetical. Lineage: Eukaryota; Viridiplantae; Chlorophyta; Trebouxiophyceae; Chlorellales; Chlorellaceae. The record is from RefSeq and is a predicted model, not a curated record. The coding region runs from base 1 to 696 and encodes 231 amino acids. The transcript has 3 exons.